UGCAGACCCGCAGCCUCAGUUAAACGGGAGACGCUCAGACGGGACGCACCGCGCCGCGCGUCCGCAGUUUUGCCGGCGUGUCAACUGAACGACGCAAUAGACUACAAACCCCUCGCCCGCGCUUGGACAUGUGUGAGGUCUUUUCCUGGACUUUAACAGAAUUCCGGGGGCGACAGUUGUAUAUGCAGCACGAGGCUCGCGAGUGGAUGUGUGAAGACAUGCGGCGCGUUGCCUGCUAAAUAUUUUGGGACGAUCAGUGAGCGAGAGACUAUGCAGCGGAUAACGGGACGAAGUGUCAGAUGCCGCGUUGGAACUCUCUCGCACUGAACUUUAAUCCCUCCGAAGAGAAACCUGUCGCGCGAGCAGUUACGCACCAUCAGCAGAGGCUCGUCCGCAUGAAUUUUUCUAAAGUGUCGAGCCGGGAUGGAUGUGCUUUUCUAAACGCAUCUGAUCAGCAGAAAGAUGCAGCAUCUCCGGGUGGCGUGGGCGCUCGCGGGAGCGGCGCUGGGCUUUUUCCUGCUUUUCUUGAUUCAAGCGCAUUUCUUCGGAGAAGGUCAGCUGGCGGCGGGUACAUGUGAAAUCAUGACUCUGGACAGGGACAGCAGUCAGCCAAGGAGGACCAUCGCCCGGCAGACGGCCAGGUGUGCCUGCAGGAAGGGCCAGAUUGCCGGCACGACCAGAGCCAGUCCAGCAUGUGUGGAUGCGCACAUUGUCAGGAGUAGACAGUGGUGUGAGAUGAUGCCUUGUUUGGAUGAUGAAGGCUGUGACCUAUUGGUAAACGGAACGGGCUGGACAUGUGCACAGCCAGGAGGCCGAGUGAAAACAACCACAGUAUCCUGACGCCAGUGGGGGACGGUUUUCCCAAGAGAGGCGCAAUGUAUGGAAGCUCCUCAUCAUUCUCCAAAGCUACAGCGGGGCGAGGGAGGGGAGCAUUCAUCAUAGUCCUGUUAGCUCUGUCUGUCAGUCUCUCCAUUAGUCCUUCAGUCUCAUAAGAUAAGGGGCGAGGAACUCUUGUCACGACAUAUACAUGGACCAUGAGGAACGGAUCCCCCCUGUGCUGUCAAUCAAAGUUGGAACCAGCCAACAUUUAGUUUGCUGAUGCCAAAACAAUGGCAAAUGAUCGGUUGCAGGAUAGUUUGUGACCUGGAUUGUGAAUCGUGUACGGAUCUACGAACUUUUACAGACCAAAGAAAUAAAGACUAAUUUUCUGUGGGGAAGGAUUUCCAAUACGAACAUGAAUGCACACAUCAGCUGCUUCAGCUUCAAAUGCAAGGAAAAAAACACAUACCUGAGCUCUGUAAGGAGCUCUCCCAACCAAGCACAUGCAAAAUGGACAACAAAGACAUUUGCGAUAAAAUUGUCGACUUUUCUUCGAUUGUAGAUCUGCUGCCAUUGUUGUGAACUGAACUGAAAUCAGUCAGGAUUUGGAAACGUAGCGAACGUGGCAGGGGAUUUGUCAAAACCGAACAUUAUCUACCUGACCUGAAGAGACUAGCGAAGACUUGCGCUUCGGGAGAGACCAUCCGAUGUAUUUUCAGAGUUACAGUUAUAAAUAUAUAUUUAACAGUUUUAUAUGAUGUACCUUUGUAGCGAACCUUAUUUAACACUGACAGUGUGAUCCUAUUCAUAAAGGGUGAAUUGAAAACAGUCAUGUCCUGGAAAGUUAUUUACGCAUUGCUUUCUUCGCAAAUGAGCACAGGAAGCAAAAUAGUGUACUUGUGUAUUUGUGAAUAAACUUUUGUUUUGUAACAGCAUUUAACAAUAUACACACACACACACGUAAAAAGCAACUGUAAUCCACCUUGACAAGGUUAUAUACAUCAGUAUACAGCUAUGGGUAAAAUGUGUUUUACCGCAGAGAUUGUACACUGGCUAAUUCAUCUUAUAAAAACUGUUUAUGUGUCAGUCCUUUUGUGAUAUCUGUCAUAUCGCGACGGUCACCCCAUUAUGAUAAUGGCCCUUAUGAGAUAAUGGCCCGUCCGCCACAACGAGCGCCGUAUCCUGUGUGGUUUCUCUUAGACCAUUACUCUGCCCUUGUUGGCCCCUCUCCUCCUCUCUCAGCGUCGAGCCUGUGGAGGAAUGCUGCUGUCAGCCAGGCUUCAAGCUUCAUUUAACAUCACUAACAGCCUGCAUUACACACGGCGUCUCUCAGCUACAGCUGCAGUGCCCCACAAUAUCACCCACCUCACGGCUCGGCCCAAAAGUACCCGGAGUGUUUAUGAGGGUUUGAAGGAGAAUGAUGUUGACUUUAUUGAGGCUUUUAAUAAGAUCUUAACAACAUACAUUAAUCAUUUACUUCAGUUGUAUGUGGAAAAAAGUGUCCCUUCAUACUUAAACCUGAAGUUAAAUAUGCUAAGAUGUUAAAAUUUCAGUUUAAUAUGCGGAGACUACUAUAAGUAAGCCAUUUGUAGGCUGAUUUCCCUGUGAAGUGUAAACACUGUGACCAACCGUGGUGUUUAAAAAAAAAACAAUUCUGUUUGACAAUCCCGACCAGCCUGACACGGCAACAGUGGCAUGACCAAUGGUGUGAGUUUGGGGCGGAGCUAAUGGUUUGAAUUCUUUUGGUUUCAUUGUCACUUUUAAGAAUAUAAUUUAAGUUAGUAAAUUAUUAACAUAAUAUGAAACAAUAUGGCACAUCAUACUUUAAAGUGGUGUUAAAAUACCUCUUUGGACACUAAUAUUUGUGCUGUUUUAAAAUGUUUCUCUGUUGCUGAAAAUGUUGGCACCUGCCUUACAUAGCAACCGUGUUUCAACCAAUGGUGUGAAUUUGGG
Molecule: messenger RNA, 2772 nt
Organism: Carassius auratus (goldfish)
Lineage: Eukaryota; Metazoa; Chordata; Actinopteri; Cypriniformes; Cyprinidae
Product: protein FAM19A5-like
Exons: 4
Coding region: 463-840 (125 amino acids)
Biological process (GO): G protein-coupled receptor signaling pathway
Molecular function (GO): receptor ligand activity; G protein-coupled receptor binding
Source: RefSeq, a predicted model, not a curated record